Messenger RNA from Lates calcarifer (barramundi perch), 3127 nucleotides. It is a transcript of the gene mybl2b, whose product is annotated as v-myb avian myeloblastosis viral oncogene homolog-like 2b. Bases 270 to 2198 code for a protein of 642 amino acids. The record is from RefSeq and is a predicted model, not a curated record. Gene Ontology annotation, cellular component: nucleus. Gene Ontology annotation, biological process: regulation of DNA-templated transcription. Lineage: Eukaryota; Metazoa; Chordata; Actinopteri; Centropomidae. Gene Ontology annotation, molecular function: DNA-binding transcription factor activity, RNA polymerase II-specific; RNA polymerase II cis-regulatory region sequence-specific DNA binding. The transcript has 15 exons.
UAAUGCGCAGCUACGUCACACUCCGGUUUCUACGGUAGAGAAGGGCGCGAGAUAGAAAUCCAGGAGCGCGGAGAAUCUGGGCGCCCCGCUCCAGCUGGUCACAGGCAUUCAACACAACAACAACGAGCCUCCAUCACUAUCGGUAACCGGGUUAUAAAUACCACAAACACCCGGAAUACAGCGAUAAAACACCGAAUAUACAUGCACAUGACGUGCAACAGCAGCAAGACAUAUCACCGUCGCACCGUAAACAGCAAAAACAGAGGGAAAUGUCUUGGUGGCCGCGCGGCUGUUUGUUUCUCAGUGAGGAUGGAGAGGAGGCCAUGCAUCAAGACACUGAUUCUGAUGUGGCAGAGCAGAGAGAUGGUGGCAAAGUGAAAGUGAAAUGGACACAAGACGAGGAUGACAGGCUCAAGGCUCUGGUUCAGAAACUUGGGCCAAAUGAUUGGAAGUAUAUUGCCAGCUACAUACCAAAUCACACUGAACACCAGUGUCAGCAUCGUUGGUUUAAGGUCCUGGAUCCAGAAUUGGUAAAGGGUCCAUGGACCAAAGAGGAAGAUGAAAAGGUUAUAGAACUUGUAAAUCUCUAUGGCAACAAACAGUGGGCAAUGGUAGCCAAACAUCUGAAAGGCAGACUGGGGAAGCAGUGCAGAGAGCGCUGGCACAACCACCUCAAUCCCAAUGUGAAGAAGUCAUCGUGGACAGCUGAGGAAGAUCUCAUCAUCUACAAGGCUCACUGCCUGGUUGGAAACCGCUGGGCUGAGAUUGCAAAGCUGCUCCCUGGAAGAACAGACAAUGCAGUGAAGAAUCACUGGAAUUCAACCAUCAAACGCAAGUUGGAGAUGGGUUUCUAUGCCGGGGAGGUCUUUAAGUCAGAUGAACUUGAAGAGCUGUUGGCCCGUGUUAAUAAAGAUGUGCAGAUGCCUCGUUGUUCUCAAGAUGGUGCAGACAAGGAUGCAGAGCAGAAGCCAUAUCCUUCAUUCCAGGGAACAGCAGUUUCAGCCUCUGUUAAAUGCAGCCCCAGCAAAGCAGGGCCCUCAAAGGCUGCCCUCUCUCCAAAGGACAGCUUAAGCCCUAAGACUGAAACAGACACUUCAGGAGAAAUUAAUGGUACCAGCUGGGUGGUGGACAGCUCCGGCUUUCUCUCCCCUACUGGCCCAGGACUGAAGGAAGUGCUGGACAUGGUGGAUGGGGACCUGGAUGGUUGGUGCAACCUGGCAGCCUUUGACCUGCCUGAGGAUAGCCCGAGCCCAGAGCGCCACCAGUUUCGUCUGGAGGGCAGCGCCUUGCAGGAGUUGAGCAAAGGCAGCAAGGGGGAACUAAUUCCAAUCUCUCCUGGAGGCGUCACACCACCCUCUAUACUGAAUCGCAAAAGCCGGAGACGCAUUGCCUUGUCUCCUGAUGCCAGUAACUCCAUGACUCCCAAGAGCACUCCUGUUAAAAUCCUGCCCUUUUCUCCAUCUCAAUUCCUCAACAUGUGGACCAAGCAGGACACUCAUGACCUGGAGAACCCAUCCCUCACGUCCACACCCGUGUGCAGCCAGAAAGCUAUUGUUACUACACCUCUACAGCGAGACAAGACCCCCCUCACUCAGAAGGAAAACUCAGCAUUUGUUACACCCAACCACAAGUCUGAGCUCUGUACGACCCCACGAACUCCAACACCGUUCAAAAAUGCCAUGGAGAAGUAUGGCCCUCUACAGCCUCUGCCUCAGACGCCUAACCUGGAAGAUGACAUAAACGAGGUCAUCCUAAGAGAUGCUGGAAUGGACUUGGUCGUUGUACGUUCAACUCCGCCUGAGCAAAGACGCAAAACAAUGCAUCGCCCUCCUUUGAAGAAAGUGCGUAAAUCGUUGGCCCUUGAUGUCAUAGACUGUCAGAUGAUGCCUACAUCCAAACACAAAUCCAUCAAGACUGAAGCCAAACACAGUAUCAAGGAAGAACCUAUGAUUGUUUCUCUGAACUCCUCGUCAUCUUGCAGUAAGCGGCAUGAAAAUAUUUUGGAUCAGGGCUUCCUUAUGGGACCUAGUGAUAGUGCCAUAUUUCCCAGCACAGUGCCCCCAGUUCCAAUGUCAAAAGAGUGGGAGACAGUUGUUUGUGGACAAACUAAAGACCAGCUCAUAAUGACAGAGAAAGCCAGAAGAUACCUUCGCUCACUAAAAUCCCAUGCACCCAACCGGGCUCUGAUUCUGUCCUGAGACGUCUCAGAUCGUCACUAACAUGUUACACAUGCACAACACAAUGUUGCUGUUGCUGUGUGUCCCUACCUUUUUGCUUUUGUAAUGUUGUUGGGGAAAAGAACAUCAUAUGUAGGUUUAGUUCAGUUUUUGAACAAGUCAUUAGCAAUCAAAACCCUUACAGUAUGUAGCAAUGUCAAUAAUUUGAGAGAGAAUGGUGCUUUUAGAUCUGGCCUCCCUCCAAUGACCUCAGUUAUGAAGUUAUGAAUCAUAUUUCAUUUUAUUGUCACUAGUAUGUGUGUGUGUGUACUAGAAAAACAAUGAAUGUAAAAUUGAAAAAUCAAGGCUAUGUACUUUUGCUAUCUGAAAAGACAUUGUUUUACAUUGCAUAAUGUCUGUAAUUUAACAGUGUUUUAAAAUUGUGAAGAAUACAAACACUCAGGUUGAAUCCAUAUCUACAUUUAUUACAAAACGUACAGUUGUUUUGAUGGUGGAGUAAAUUCAGACAGGUUGAUUAGUAAUGUAUUUAGGAAUGUUCAUAUAUGUUGAAAGUGUUAAUUGAAUAUUGUCUUGUAGGAUCUGUUUAGCAUAUGUAUAUAUUUAUGAUAUACAUCUCAAUACACAUUAGGAGUGAGGAUCUCUAAUGGCAAAUUUUGACAUCUGAAGAUUUUGUUGUGACUGCACUGCAACACACAUCAAUAACACAUCAAAGUGACUUACCACUUAUUAAGAUCUGACAAACUGAUGAAUACAACUGGGGAAGUUGUAUUUUUAUGCAAUAUUAAAUUCAUUGUGUUGUAAUGGGAGCAUGCAAGCUAUACCAACCUUUGAUUGCAAUGGUAUUAUGUUAUUUGGCACCAUUUCUAAAUAUUGAGUGUUGUAUGUUUUUACUUCAUCAUACAACAAGUUGUGAAGAAAUUUAAUUAAACAUUAAUACUAUUUCCAGUAAA